CUGAGGGAAAGUUCCCGACCCCCUGACCGGGAGCGGAGCAGCCGCCGCGAUGAGCCUGGAGUCCUUGUUCCAGCACAUCCUCUUCUCGGAGCACCAGGCCGAGGAGAGCCGCAGGGAGCUGCGGGAAGUGAGGUCAGAAAUUACCCGGUGUCGCGGGAAGAUUAGGAAAGCAACAGAGCAUCUGAGCGAAGAGAAAGUCAAGUUGGAAUCCAAGGUUCAGCAGUUUUCUGAAAAAACAUUCCUUUUAGAGCUUUUGAAAACCCAUGAAAAUGCCUUAGAGAGACAGUGCAGUGAAAUUAUGAACCAAAGGGAUACACUGCUCCAAGCCUUCGAGGCCACAAAGAAAAAAGCAACAGAGGAAGAGGAAAAAUUUAUUAAGGAAAUUACAGACUUCAAUGAUGAGUAUGAGAUAACCAAGAAAAGAGAUAUUCUGAUGAAAGAAAAUAUCAAGAUGGAAACUGCUGACUUGGAAAAGCAGGCAAAUGUUUUGAGAGGAGAAAUGAAGUCAAUGGAAUGUAACAGUGCCCAGUUACAGGAACUUCAAAAACAAAAAAGUCAACUGUUGAAAGAACUAUUUAUUCUCCAGAAAGAGCUUAAAGUUCUUAAAGAUGAAGAGACUGAAGCCAUUUAUACCACCAAAUACCUAGAGGCGGAAAAAAUAAAAGUCAAAGAAAAGCCUCAAUAUGAUGUUGAAUGCUUGAGACUUAAACAGGAGUUAGAUCUUUAUAAAGAAGAUGAAAUGGAAAGCGUCUGCAAAGCGCUCCAAACAGAAGUGGACUUUCUGGAGUCGAUACUGACACAGAAGGGUCGUCAGGACAAGUAACUUCUCAGAGUUGAUGAGCUGUCCCACAUUCGACCAUGGCAUCUUUCUCUCAACCCUGAAUGGCAUCUGCGUGGCAGAUCUCCAUGUAAACAUAAGGUUCAGAAUAGUCCACAUGCUGACAUCUAGAGUUGGUUUUUGUAUAUCUACACACUAAGUUUUAUCUUGUUACUUAGGAGGUCCCUGUGUGCUUUCUAAAGGAAGAGAAAGGAAAAGAUACCAUAGUCCAGGAUUCUUAAUGCCAACCUGUCCUUUCUGAUCGGUGCGUGUCAUUCUUUAUUGUAGCUUACCUCAGGUCCUGUCAACACACAGUGAAAGAAGUGUUCAGGUUAUUGACUCGGUUUUGUUCAUGGCGUUUCUGCCAAGCAAAAGUGCUUACUUUGAUUUUAAUCUUUUUUUCCGAUCAUAAAAUGUCUGUUGACAGUGAUCAUUUGGGGCCUUUCAUUCCUCUGUGUGUCUACAGAGCUUUGGAGCUGGGGCAUUUGCAGACAUACGCCAGUGGCUCCUGCCUACCACUUAUCUUACUAAUGACAGUUGGGAGCAAAGGAAAGUCUCCACUUGGGGAGGAUAGAAUGGCCAACAUCAUAUUUCUGAUUCCUAGAAAGGGUAUUUUCACUAGUGCUUGAAAGUAUAUCAACACUGCCCAGUCAGAGCCUAAGCUAGGCUAGGUGAGAGGAGGGUGUGUCUGAAAGUGUUUAGUGUUGAUGUUGGAGUCAUGUUCCUUUAUAGUUACUGUUGAAUUUGUUUAGUGCCACAUGGGACCUGUUCAGAAAAAGUAGAGAGCUGAGGUUUGGUCUUAGUUUCAAAGCAAGUCUUACCUUGCUACAGCUAUUUUUGUAAUUGUUGUACAAUCUUGGUUUUGAUAAGUAGCAAACUUCAAACACUUGCCUUUGGGGGCCAAUAUGAUGGCUUAGCAGGUAAAACUGUUUCCUGUCAAGCCGGGUGACCUGAGUUCAAUCCCUGAGACCUCUGUGGUGGAAGAAGAGAGCUGACUCCUGUGAUUGUCACCUCUUCAAAUACCAUCUGUUCUGCCAGGGAAUUGCAAUCUAUUUUAUAUAUAAUACAGAUACAGAGUAGGACCAGUUAUUGGGAUCAGUCAUGGCUGGUCUGUGCCCAAAUCUUAGCUCUUGAGACUAUUAUAUAGCAUUAAUGUUCUGAGUGGAUUUAUGCAGACACUCCUUUCCACCCUCAGUCACUCUUGUGCAUGGCUGGUUUUAGAGUGAAACACUAACAUGGUCUAAGGAAUGCCCAAUUUUUCCCCUUCCACUCAGUGGCACAUGCACAGAAUAAACUUCCACUGAUAUGACUGUCCAUCUGUGUGUGUCAUAUGGAAUGUGUAGGUAGAGUAUUCAGUGACACGAUCAGGCAUGAUGUGAGCUGGACCUGAGAGGACUAAGUUUGCUAUUUCCACUAUUCAAAAUGAAAUAAGGUACAUAACUCAAGAUUUAAGUCAUCGUUCAUAUAAUCAAAGGGAUGAUAUUAUGAGCAUUGUGUGGGAGAACAAUGCAAAACACUAGCCAUGUGACCUGGCUGGGACUGUGUUCAAGUAGCAGGUUCUGUGAAGUAAAGGAAACAGCAGCUGCAGACACACUAUUAAAGUUGAACUGCUCCUGGUGGCUGAGUUCUUUAGUUGUUCUCUUCUCCUUUUUACAUAUUUGUAAGUCAUAAACCUCGUGGAAGGAAAAUUAACUGAAAUUGUCUGGGUGUAUAUAUAUAUAUAUAUACAUACAUACAUACAUACAUACAUGUCUCAGAUUGAAUUUAAUUACUCUGGAAGUAAGACAGUGGUGAUAGAGGAAGGUAGUUUGUACAUGAAUGUGUAUUCAUUAAGUAAAUUCAUUAGAUUGUGCAUUUAGUUUUGAGCAAGGUGCCACUAACCCAAGCAAUCACCACACUGCAUGUGCGGCCUGGCACGCCACCAUGGGUCCUUAAUGCUACCCUACGUCUUUCAAGAAGCAAUUUCUUAUUCUUAAUUCUCCGCUGGGGACUGUAUUUGAAUGUAUAUUUGCUACAUAUUCCCCUGUUGAUUGAUGGAGCCAUUUGGCUAGAGAGAAAAUAGCAAUAAAAUUAUAGGAUAUGGACAUGGUCCUGGUGAAGAUUCCUUUCUCUGUUUUUAGACCUUAUUGUAGAGAGGGAGGGAGGGAGAGACAAA
Peromyscus leucopus (white-footed mouse) is the source of this 2972-nucleotide messenger RNA. It is a transcript of the gene Ccdc172, whose product is annotated as coiled-coil domain containing 172. Gene Ontology annotation, cellular component: cytoplasm. The transcript is spliced from 8 exons. The coding region runs from base 50 to 823 and encodes 257 amino acids. Lineage: Eukaryota; Metazoa; Chordata; Mammalia; Rodentia; Cricetidae. The record is from RefSeq and is a predicted model, not a curated record.